AUGGAGUAUUUGAGCGACAAGUUCUCCUUGAAAAGUCCAGCGAUUAAAGGCAGCGAUUACUACAUGGACCAAGUCAUGGAUACUUUAGAUAAUGUGCAGUACUACAACAAGGCAUCGCCGAAAUGCGUCCAAGCAUUCCCGAUGCAGAGCAAUGACCAGCACUCCUCCAUGGACAGAUCGUCUCCGUGCGAUAACCAAAGCAGCGUGACUUACUGCGCUCCUAAAUCUGAGGAGAGCAGCCUGCACGCGAUGGAAAACUGCUGCAGCCUCAGGGUCUCACCGGCCACAAGCGGACCCGACAAAACAGACCUCGACGAACUCGGAGAAAAAUGCGACAGCAACGUGUCAAGCAGCAAGAAGAGACGCCACCGCACAACCUUCACGAGCGCUCAGCUGGAGGAGCUAGAGAAAGUCUUCCAGAAAACCCAUUAUCCAGAUGUGUACGUGAGAGAGCAGCUGGCCAUGCGGACAGAGCUCACGGAGGCCCGGGUUCAGGUUUGGUUCCAAAACAGAAGAGCUAAGUGGAGGAAGAGAGAAAGAUAUGGACAAAUACAGCAGGCCAAAAGUCAUUUUGCAGCAACUUAUGACAUCUCAAUGCUGCCACGGACAGACAGCUACUCACAGAUCUCCAAUAACCUAUGGACAGGGCCGAGCGCGGGCAGCUCAGUGGUGUCGUCCUGCAUGAUCCCCCGAGGGUCCCCACCCUGCGUCACAUCCCCGUACCCACAUUCACCCAGAGCCGCGGAGCAUGGCUAUGUGGGAUUCCCAAACCACCAGCAAAAUCAGUUCGGAGUCAAUCAUGUUUCCCUCAACAACUUCUUUGCUGAUUCUCUUCUGGCUUCGUCAGCGAACAGUCACGCCGCGUUUGAGACCAAACCGGAGUUCGAGCGCCGCUCCUCCAGCAUUGCUGUACUGCGGAUGAAGGCCAAAGAACACACAGCCAACAUCUCCUGGGCUAUGUGA
This is a messenger RNA of Danio rerio (zebrafish), 963 nucleotides long. RefSeq names its product ALX homeobox 1 (gene alx1). Gene Ontology annotation, cellular component: nucleus. The record is from RefSeq and is marked inferred. NCBI's taxonomy places the organism in Eukaryota, Metazoa, Chordata, Actinopteri, Cypriniformes, Danionidae. Gene Ontology annotation, biological process: regulation of DNA-templated transcription. Gene Ontology annotation, molecular function: DNA-binding transcription factor activity, RNA polymerase II-specific; DNA binding.